Molecule: messenger RNA, 1470 nt
Organism: Colletotrichum scovillei
Lineage: Eukaryota; Fungi; Ascomycota; Sordariomycetes; Glomerellales; Glomerellaceae
Exons: 6
Coding region: 1-1470 (489 amino acids)
Biological process (GO): transmembrane transport
Cellular component (GO): membrane
Molecular function (GO): transmembrane transporter activity
Source: RefSeq, a predicted model, not a curated record
AUGGACAGCGAUAAUUACGAUUCCCAGUCGGGCGAUGACGCCGAGAAGUAUUUCGCGCCUUCGGCAUGGCCACCAACCGACCGGGACCCUUUCGAGGUAUCUUUCGAUGGGAUCGAUGACCCUUUUUGUCCACACAGCAUGUCACUGCUUCGGAAGUGGACCAUAGUUACAAUACUAUGCAAUGUAACGAUCUGCGUUACCUGCACUAGCUCAGCAUACACAUCCACAUACACCCAGAUGAAUACCGAAUUCGGCACAUCAUCUCUUGUCUCCACCCUCGGACUGUCAACGUUCCUCUUAGGUAUUGCCUUUGGACCACCGAUGAUCAGCCCUUUGAGUGAGUAUUACGGACGACGUCCUAUCUACCUCGGUACAUGGUCUCUUUUCAUCCUUUCGACAAUUCCAUCAGCAGUUGCAAAGAACAUUCAAACAAUAUUGGUUACUCGAUUCUUCAGUGGUGCUUUUGGCGGUACCUUCCUCUCAGUGUCAGGAGGGACUGUAGGCGACAUCUUCCUACCACACCAAAUCCAACACCCCAUGUCACUUGUGUCGCUAGUGCCGUUCAUGGGGCCUUGCGUGGGCCCGAUAGUCGGCGGGUUUAUCAACUACAACAUCAAUUGGCGAUGGACCUAUUAUAUCAUGAUCAUCUGGUCUUCGAUGUUGAUGGCCAUUAUUGUGUUUUUUACGCCCGAGACCUUUCAUCCAAUCAGGUUAUACAUGAAGGCCAAGCACCUCCGCCAGCAGACUGGCGACGACCGGUAUCGAGCGCCGAUGGAGAAGAAGAGCGGAGAUAUUCAGCCGUCAAAGGCUUCCAUCAUAGCGGCCUCCAUGCUACGACCUCUGCAGUUCAAUUUCUUGGAGCCUAUGUGCCUCUGCCUCAACGUAUACUCGGCCAUUCUACUGGCUAUACUGUACUUGUUCUUCCUGGCGUUCCCGCGUCUCUUCCGAACGGAGUAUGGGAUGAACCUAUGGCAAGGUGGUCUUACAUUCCUUGGCAUUAUUGUAGGCAUGUGUUUGGCUGCAGCAUCAUCACCAGUCUGGUCCAUCAUCCGCACGCGACUUGUGGAGAAGCACGGGGCUAGUGAGCCGGAGUUUCGAUUACCGCCGGCCAUGUUGGGCGGGUUUCUGAUACCGAUCGGGUUAUUUUGGUUCGGCUGGACGAUAAGUCCCAAUAUCCACUGGAUAGUCCCAAUCAUCGGCUCCGGUGUCUUCGGUUGCGGAACGGUUCUAGCCUUCACUGGCAUAUAUACCUUCCUCAUCGAUGCGUAUGCAAAGUAUUCUGCAUCGGCACUGGCGUCUAAUGGAUUGACUAGGUGCUUGUUCUCUGUUUCCAAGCUAGUAUUAUGGAAUCCCGCGAUAGAGUCAUCUAAGGCAGCGCAUUCUCCUGGAAUAGCCCCUCUAUAUAUCUUCUCGCCCAUUCUGCUGCGUUCUUCAGCGCCUGUAAAGACCAAGAUGACGCGGUCAUAUUGA